AUGCACCGAUUGCAUACAUUCAUCCUUAGAGAUGUUGUGGCCAUAAGGGAGUCUGUACGAUUAGAGGGUCAGUCCAUGCUUUUCCCUGAGAACGCUGAUAUGAUUGUAACAAGUUCGAUAUUGGAAUCACUAGCAAAUUAUGAAAUAAGGGAUUUAAAUUUUCUGAAUACCUUAAGGCCUUUUCUGAACACACAUGCAGUACAUUUUUGCCACGAACUAUACAAUUUUGCUACUAGUCCUUACGAAAUUGGGGAAUAUGAUUUCAAUGUGCAACAUACACAUCCUCCGCAUGAUAGUGAAUUGACUGCUCCAUUUUAUCAAGAACAAUCACCACCAAUCAUUGGUGAAAUCAAUGUACUGCAUUCAGUUAAUGAAGAACCCCAAAGUAUAAAUAUAAUAGAAGAUAGUUCUAGAACUGAUUACACUGAUGUUGAAAUUCCAAGUCAAUCCUUGCGUUCUACAGAUCCACUUAAUUCGUCCUCUAUUGACCAGCCAUCUACAUCUACUGGAAUUCGAGAUUCUUUGGAUAGACAAAAUGAUAGGUAA
Macrosiphum euphorbiae (potato aphid) is the source of this 546-nucleotide messenger RNA. NCBI's taxonomy places the organism in Eukaryota, Metazoa, Arthropoda, Insecta, Hemiptera, Aphididae. The record is from the annotation of a GenBank genome assembly.